ACGGGCGACGAAGUUAAUACGGGGGACAACGCGAGUGGGAGAAGAGAGCGACACGGGACUCUGGAGAAACACGAAGGCGGAUUCGACCUCCCCGAGUCACGAAGAGAUGCUUUGGCACAGGGCGCUCGUCGCCUCUUUUCUUGCGACAGGGGCACGGGCGGGGGUGGGCGGCCUCAUCGCGGACGGGUUGUCGCACAGCAAUCAAGCAGUGGAGCGGAGGAUGGAUGCGAUGGCGGAAGCAAGCCUGCAAUCCAGGGGCUACUUGGAGGCUCGACAAGACCAAGAGCAAGAACCAAUCUUGGCCGGCGAAAGCAACACGCCGCUCAAUGCCGACGGGAGCCUCAACAUGGAGGAAUGGAACAACAUGGUGGACAAGGCAUGCCAGGACGCGUUGAGGAAUGUGAAAGUGCCAACGAACCCGUCAGGCACAUGCGUCUGCUACAACCUGCCGCUGCUCAACAACCGGACUGGCGCAUUCGAGGCGGAUCUGAGGUUAUACCAGCUCGGCGAGCCGACGGGUGACUUCCAGGGGGUACCGCAGAAGAACAUCGAGGUCGAGCUCAGCUACAAUGGUGCCUCGGUCACUCCGGUUAACCCGCAAGGGGGGAACUCCCUCAAAGCGAGGCAGGAAGGCGAAGAAGGGGAGAUCCGAAUGUUACAGUCGUACAUGUUCGUCGGCCAAAUCGACAAGGACAAAAUGUCGGGCAAGGUCACCAGGGCUCAGCUCGAGGCCUGGGUCAUGCCCGUCGUCACGCUGAAGGCAAUUGACGGCACCGGCAAGGAAGUGAAAACCCUCGUGUCGACCAACGAAGCCGCGUUCGUCGUGGGCGAGUUCGCGAACGACCAGGUCAUGACAAAUCAGCGCCUGGCCGAGCUCGCCGUGGAGAAGAUGGUGGCCGGUCUCGAAAACGGCACAGUCGCCUUUGUGCUUCCCGGCGUCCAGCUCCUGAUUUUCCCCAUCGGCCUUAUCAUCACCAGCAUCUGGCUAGCCUUGGGGCUCGCUGCCUACGGAUUCGGGACCUACGAGCGUUACAACUUUAGGGAGGCGCACAAGAGAAGAGUGGCGCUGGCCCAGAAGGGAGGAAUGCCGAGGAUUUGACCCAUGGGGAGAACCAGGGAAAACCGCUUCCGUUGUCUAUUAUUCCGUGAAACCGACCCGCACACACACACGCCAAAAAAAAAAAAAAAAAAUACAUGCGACACGUCGCUCUUGCGCCGCUAAUGUACAAACAAGCAUAAAAUUUUGUAUAAACCUGAUUUUAUAAGCCGAAUAGGUUCAAUCAAGAGGAAUUCGAGUUCGCAGUGUUGCGCACAGUCGCACAGUCCCGUCUGUUGACGUUUCCACGGGCUUUCAUGUGAAACAGCCCUGAAUCCGUCAAGAGUCAGCAUUUGCCACAGUUAACAAGG
Molecule: messenger RNA, 1407 nt
Organism: Thermothelomyces thermophilus ATCC 42464
Lineage: Eukaryota; Fungi; Ascomycota; Sordariomycetes; Sordariales; Chaetomiaceae
Exons: 2
Coding region: 107-1099 (330 amino acids)
Source: RefSeq, a predicted model, not a curated record